Messenger RNA from Chelonia mydas (Green sea turtle), 547 nucleotides. Its product is annotated as cytochrome c oxidase subunit 6C-2. Lineage: Eukaryota; Metazoa; Chordata; Testudines; Cheloniidae. Gene Ontology annotation, biological process: mitochondrial electron transport, cytochrome c to oxygen. The transcript has 4 exons. The record is from RefSeq and is a predicted model, not a curated record. The coding region runs from base 171 to 410 and encodes 79 amino acids.
CUUAGCCCCACCCCCAUACGAAUCUGAGUUUAGUGGCUCGCGGUUUGAGCCGGGCGGCUGCCGUAGCCUAGUCAGUGUGUUGCGCAUGCGCGGCUGCAGUUCCGUAGUCGGUGUCCGGCUCUUGUCAGUGCGGAAGGACCUUGGUACUUUGCUGAGGAGAAAUCAUCACCAUGUCAUCUACUCUGUUGCCCAAACCACAGAUGAGGGGCCUCCUGGCCAAACGGCUGAGAUUCCAUAUUGUAGGGGCAGUGAUUGUAUCCCUGGGAAGUGCAGUUUUGUACAAGUACGGCGUGUCUGAACCCAGAAAACAAGCAUACGCAGACUUCUAUAAAAACUAUGAUUCCAUGAAGGACUUUGAGGCCAUGAGGGAAGCUGGUGUGUUUGAAAGUGUACAACCCAAAAACUCAUAAGCAGCAUAUGUAGAUCAUCUUCAAGGAGACUUGACAGCUUAAACUUGUUUCUUCAGUCAACUGUAAAAUGUGUAAUACACUUCAGUGGUGGGCAUGCUAUAGUGUAAUUCAAUAAACUAAAUACUUAAUGAAGCUUA